GUGUCUACUAAUUGGUUUACAUCUACGAAAGAAUCAAAAAGAGCCGAGACUCUUCAAUGAAGAAGAUCGGAAGAGACGGCAUUUGUAGAAAACAUCGCUCGACGAUCGUGAGGUCAACUUUCAAUGGGAUGACUGUACAGUAAAUGAAUCGAGCUCGAUCCUCGCGAGCAUAAAUUAAAUAUAAAAAUAUGUCGCGACGAGGCACUCCACCUAGGAACGAAGGUGGUCCUGAUCGUCAGGAUAGUCCUAGAACGCCACGUGGUGGCCGACUUCGAGAUAGGGUGAACUUUUUCGAACAAGUAUGGACCGGUGGUCGAGGCUCACCAACAAGUACCGAUGAACCUCCAGAUGAAGUCGAUUCCUCGCGUGCUCGUGUCUUUCGUUCAUCGUAUGCAAGACCAUCGUCAAGGACCAGCGAUUCCUCCUUCGAAGAAAGUUUCGAGAGACUUAUUGAAGAGGGUGAUCUAAAUGGCGCUAAAGUCGUCAAAUUCGAGAAGGUCAUCGUUAGAAAAAGUACUAGAGAAAUAAUCUCGUCGACCUCCAUAAAUGAUCCUAACGUUUCUACAAGUGACCCGAUCGUAUUCCCGGAAAUGAGCAGGACACCGAGCGAGGAACACGCCCUCGAAGACUCCGCUUAUCAGAGUCAUAGUCACGGUGCUCAAAGUCAUGGUGGUAGUAAGUCCAGCUCGGUAACAUCCUUUACUAAAUUUCCAUCGGAAGAGAAUUUCUUUCAAAGAAGAGACAGCAAUUGUCAACAUUUUUCACCGGACGAUCGACCACCAUCCGUUUGGUACGCGGAAUAUCGUAACCAGAGUUUUCAGAAUGUCGCUGCUAGAAUGGAACACCUACGCAGCAGGAGCCAAUACGAUGCGCAUAUCGCUCAGAUCAAAGAUGAACAAGAACGUGUACAGAAGAAGACUUUUGUUAAUUGGAUCAAUUCUUAUCUUUCAAAGCGAAUUCCGCCCUAUCGUGUAGACGAUUUAAUUGAGGAUUUGAAAGAUGGUACUCGUUUACUCGCUUUGUUGGAAGUUUUGUCAGGUGAAAAGUUGCCAAUGGAAAAAGGCCGUAAUCUAAAAAGGCCUCAUUUUCUUAGCAAUGCAAAUACAGCUUUACAAUUUUUACAAAGUAAAAAAAUUAAGUUAGUGAAUAUAAAUUCAUCCGACUUAGUCGAUGGACGGCCUCCGGUAGUGUUAGGCUUAAUAUGGACCAUCAUUCUAUACUUUCAGAUCGAAGAAAAUACAAGGGCUUUAGAGUAUCUUGGCCAAACUUGGGGUAGUCAGAGUAGUCUUGAAAGUCUUGGAACUCAAGGUUCAGCAGCCAGUGAACGAAAACGUAUCAGUAGUGAAAAAUGGAAACAAGGUGCACGAAAAACUUUGCUCCAAUGGGUUACUAAUACUCUUCCCAAAGAUAUUGGUAUACAGGUGCGUGACUUUGGUGAAAGUUGGAGAGAUGGUAACGCUUUCUUAGCUAUCAUCGACGCUAUCAAAUCAAAUCUGGUAAAUAUAGCAGCUAUGAAAGAAGGAACGAACAGAACACGAUUAGAAACAGCUUUUGAAGUAGCUGAAGUAGAACUUGGUAUAGCUCGUCUACUAGACCCUGAAGACGUUGAUGUACCUCAACCGGAUGAAAAAUCUAUAAUGACAUAUGUUGCACAAUUUUUACAUAAUUAUCCAGAUCCAAAAAGUACAAAUGUAGAUUCUUUUUCGUCUAUAAAACAAGAAUACGAUGAUCUUCUUAAUUGGCUUAACGAUAGAACAAGAUAUCUCGAACAACUUGAUAGAAAUAAUUCUUUUCCACCCAAUUAUUCGGAAUAUAUUUCAUUCAAUGAAGAAGUUGAAGAAAAAAGAUUACUUUACAAAAAGCUGCAAGGUUUAGUAAAUACUCCUUCAAUAAUAAAUAUCACACGUGAUUUUUUAAAAUACAUACAAAAAUUAUGGAAAACAUUGGAAUUAUUUAUGUUACAUUGGAUCUGGUUAUUAGAUUCUACAUUACCUGGUGAUUUAGGUCUAACAGGUAGAUGGCUUGCUCGUGCAGAAUGUCUCUUGAAUUCGGAUGAAGAUAUACCCGAGGAAAUGACCGAAGAAACAGCUAAUAUUAUUUUGGAAAAAUUAGAAGAUCACAAAAAGUUUUUCUUAGAUUCACCAACAAUGGCUGAAAAGUUCGAACAAGCGAAAAAUUUGCCACUUGCGCAACAAGUUUUACGUGAACAAAUCGAAAAUAUGACGAUACGAUUUAGUAGUUUACCAUCAAAAGCUGCAAAGCGAAGGAUCAAAUUAAAGUUCCUAGAACACAAAUGUUGCCUUGUUGCUUUCCUUUAUUUAGUAGAAACGAAAUUAAAAGGCUGGAACAUUAAAUAUGGUACCGAGGAAAAAGUUCAUCAAAUAUUGGAACAGUAUAGAAAUUUUGUUUCUAGAAAUAGAAUUUUCCAAGAAUUUCAAAAGGCCUAUUUAGAUAUGCAACAGGUUGUCGAUGAAUACAAACGUGAUGGUGACAUAGAUAAGGAGGAAUGUCAAGAAAUAGAUCGCUUUAUGCGAGAAACUGGUGAAAAGUGGAAAAAUGUAUCUGUGGAUUUAAGAUGCGUACAAAGCAUGCUUGAAGAAGUUGUUGCUUAUUGGCGUCGAUGGACUAUAGGAUCAGACGAAUUUGAAAAUUGGUUGCUUCGUGCACAAUCUUCCUUGAAUUUGCCAGAAGAAGAGAAAAUGGAAUUCUUUCAAGAUAUUAGUAUCUGGAAGGAUAAACAUCAACAACUUUCAGAUACCGUUAGUUUUCUAAUAGCUACUUCCGAAGAUUUCGUUGCUCUUAAUCUAAAAGAACGUUAUAUCACUCUAACCAACAAAUGGGAAAACAUUUUCCAAGAAGCCAAACAAUAUAUGCAUGCUGGUGAUCUAUUAAGAAAUAGAAAGGAUUACAGAGUAGGGGUUGAAACUUUACAGAAUUGGUUGAGAAAUGCAGAGUCUGCUCUUUCGACUUCACAGUUGACUUCUACAGAACGUAUCAAAGCCUACGGAGAAAAACUUCAAACGCUUCAUAACGAGGUUGAAGAUAUAGAAGAUCUUUUUAAGAAUAUCAGUAGAAAAUUCCAAACUCUCAUACAAGAACUAUCUCGUGAUGAGGUCGAUAAAAUGAUGAAUACACUUAAAAAAGAAAAAGAAGCUUUGGUAAGAGUUCGUGCUUUGAUACCUAUGCAAUUGCAUUUAUAUCAUCAGCUUCUGGUACAACAAGAAUCUUUGGAAGCUGGUAGAAAAGAAAUAUCUACAUGGUUGGACGAAGCUGAGAGAUUAUUGAACAGUAUCGAUCUUUCGGGUGGUAGAGACGCGAUCUUAGCUCAAUUAGAACGACACAAAACAUUUUUCUUACGAACAUUAUAUUACAAAUCAAUGCUUGAAUCCAAGAAUAAGAUAUUUGCUAGUAUAGUUAAAUCUGUGGAUAAUAGUGUUGAUACAGAUGUCGAUACAGAUGAAAAUGGUUUAACUUUGAAAGAAUUAAAUGAACGAUUUGCUAGAGUCUGUCAGUUGGCACAGAUGUGGGAACAACGUCUUCAAGAAGUAAUAAGAUGUUUGACGAAAUUCAAGGAAUGUGAACGACAAAUUUCUGAAUGGUUAUUAUCUGCCGAAACACUUCUUAACGAUAUACAUAUUGACAAUCGUUCGUCCGUUGAAUAUCAUAAGAAUUUCUUCAGUAAGGUAAAUGAAAAAUGGAUCCAAGAUUUAAUAAAUACUGCACAAGAUUUCAGAAAUGUUUUACCAAUUGAACAACAAGCCCCCAUUACUGAAACUGUAGAAAACUUACAAAAACGUUGGAAAGAAGUACUUACUUUUGCACCGCUUCAUCUUAUGAAACUAGAAUUUCGUUUGGAUGAAGCAACGUUGCUUCAAUAUCUUAAAGAAAUUGAGAUGGAAAUUAAUUCAGAACAACAAGCUCUAAUUCAGAAUAAUGAUAUCGAUAGUAUACUUCAACGAAAUAAAGAGUUUUUUGUUAAUCGUGGUGUUAUCCAUAAUGUUGAGAGAUGCUUCCAGACAUUAAAAAAGAUUAGCAACACCUUCAGCCAGCUAAAACCAAAUGAUAAUAGUUUAAAUCAAGAAAUUGCAAGAACCGAACAUUUGUGGACUGAGACUACUAAGAAAAUAGAUCAUCUUAAAGAGCAGCUCUAUCAGAUUCCUCAACAAUGGGCUGCCUACAGAAAAAAAUUCGACGAGAUGGUACAAUGGAUGGACCAUGUUGAUAGUAUCCUGAAAACUAUUUUACAUGAAGUGAAUACUUUGGAAGAAUUUGAAAAAGAGAAAGCUGUGUUUCAGAAAAUAUGUAAAGAAGCUGAUAAUCAACGCGAAGAGAUGAAGUGGUUAGUUCAGACAUUGGACGCACUUAUCUCCAAUCGUUUAGAUCACGAAGCAAUUUCAGAGCAAAAGAAAUUGGAACAGCUCAUCAGCCGAUAUAAGAAUUUAAUACCAACGAUAGAAAUUACAAUGACAAAAACAGACAUCUAUUCGAAAAGCUAUACGUACAGAAAAGAAGUUCGAGAAGUCUGUACUCUUUUGCGCAAAGUACGAGAACAAUCAAAGAAAGAAAUUCCAUUUGCACAUCUUGAAAAUCUUCCAUCUGCUGUAGCUCACCAAGAAACGCGUCUUCAGCAACUAGAGCAAGAAAGAGCCAACAUCGUUAGCAUGUUACAACGUGGGAAAGAUCUUUUGAAAGAUCAACAUGCACCUACCUUUAUAUCUUCCGAAGUCCAACAAUUAGAAGUUAACUGGAAUGAUACAUAUGGCCAAAGCAUAGAAACUUUGAAAUCUUUAAAGAAUACACAAAAAUUAUGGACUGCUUAUGAAGAACAAAAAACAGAAGUUCUAAAACUUAUGAAGCAAGCUGAAGAAGAAUUAAAUAGAGUUAAAUCAAGCGUUUAUAGUGACGCUGUACAAAUGUCUGUUGAUCUACAGAAUAAACAAGAAUUUAGCUCAACUUUAGAAAAAUCUGCUAAAGAAAUGAUAAUUAAGUUGCGCGAUAUUCAGUCUAAUUUAUCGGAAGUAACACCGUUGGAGAAAAAAGAAUUUGUGGAAAAAGAAAUUAUAGAGACAGAAAAGAAAGUGGAAACUACGUUGAAAGUGUUACAUAAGACGGUUAUGCAUCUUCAGGAAUAUAAUUCUAAAUGGACCAAAUUCCAAUCAAAAUUUGGAGAAUUACAAAAUUGGACUCAACAGCGAAUUCCGCAAUCUUUAGCGGAAAUUGAGAAUUAUACUAUAUCUCCUGAGGAACGGCUACAUAAAACUGAAAACUUACAGAAGGAAAUUCAUGAAAAGAUACAAAUUCUGAAAAUUCUCAAAGAGGAAUCACAAACACUCAAAACAGAUGAGACUGAUGGUGCGGAGUCCAAACAUUUGGAUAAGGAACUCGAAAGUCUUCAAAAAAUGGUAACAUCGUUUCAAGAAAAUAAUGAAAUACAACGGCAGAUAGCUGCACAAAAUCUUGCUACAUGGAAAGAAUAUGAAUUAGGAAUUCAGAAAGUGAAACCUUGGGUUGAAGAGGCAGAAUCCAAAAUAUCAUCGAUGGGAAAUAAACCUAUGAAUUUAGAACAAGCUAUCAAAAUGUUAGACAUUGCGAGAACUUUCGAAACUCAAUGUCAACAACAACUUCCUCAAGUUCAAAAUCUUUCAAUAAUUAGUCAACAAAUUACAAAAAGAAGUGCUGCUCCUGAUGAAGUUGAUGCUAUUUAUAGGAGAUGGAACGUGGUUCACGAUAUGGCUAUACAAAUAACGACAAAAUUGGAUAAAUUAGUUUCUUGUUGGAACAAUUUCGAGAGCGACACUAAAGAAUUUACUGAAUGGUUGCAAAAAAGCGAAAAAGCUUCUCUUGUUGUACCAAAUAUUCAAACACCAGAAGUCAAUAAGCUUGAGCAAGAAUUGGCUAAUCUAAAAAGCUUUAGUAAAUCUAUAUCCGACCAUCAAGCUCAAUUAAUAUCUUUGACUCAAGUAUCUGAUCAUAUUAGCCAUGGUUUGUCUUUGGAAGGUGCAACUAAUUUAAAAAAUCGUGUGUCAGAUUUAAAGUCGCGUGUCAGUAAGCUCGCUGAAACAGUACGACAUCAAAUCAAUCUCGUUUCUGAUUCUUUAUUAGCAAGACAAGAAUUCCAAAUGAAAAUAGCAGAUUUUGAGAAUUGGAUGGCAACAUUAAAAUCAAACAUUACUGAUAUCAAUGAAGUGAACAUUGAUAAUAUUGAUACUACACUGCAAGCUAUUCACGCUUAUCUUCAAGAACAUUCGGAGAAGCAGCCAAGUUUCACAGCUAUUUAUGACGAAGUUAAACGUCUCUCUACACGGGGAUCAAAACAAGAAGCCGCAGCUUUAGAUGAGAUAUACGUUUCCUUAGCAGAUAAAUACAAAGACCUAGAAGAUGAAUUACAUCAGAAGAAAAAAAUUUUAGAGAAAUGGAUAGAGUUGAUGAGUUGGUAUAAUGAAACUACAGCUCAAUUAGAAUACUAUAAAUACGAGGCUGAAGCCCGUAAACCAAGCGUCAAUGAUUUAAACAGACUUGCUUUAGAACUACAAGAUGUACACUCCAAAUUGAAUACAUGGAAGGAUCAAGUAGGUGAUAUAGACAGCUCUUUGAAAGUGCGUAUUCGUGAUAAACAAGAGAAUCCUCUUACAGCUUCUGCUUUAGUUAGCGAUUUGGAAGCUAAAGCAGUCGUUUUAGAAAUGGAAUUAUCAGCUAAACGUGAAAAAUUGGAAACUCUUGGCGCCAGAUGGGAUAAUUUCAAAAAAUUACAAGACAAAAUUACAGAAGAUAUCUUGAAAACUCAAAAUAGUUUACAAGAAAUUAUUGACAAUGUUGAUUCUUGCGAUCAGUUAGCACCAGCAGUAGACAAAAUUGAACAAUUGAUAGAAAUACAUCAAGGAAAAGAACCUGACAAACAAUUGCUUCACUGUGAAGCUGACAAUCUCAUGCAGGAAGAUCAAAGAGCCAUGACUAACAUUCAAGUUGUUUUGUCUUACGUUGAUGCCAAUUGGGAAAAGGUCUGCGUACUUCUUCAAGAACAAAAAAAGAAAUAUGCUGAAAUGGACAAUGAUUGGAAACAAUAUCAAGAGGCAGAAGAAAGAGUACAAAAAUUCAUGAACGAAUCUACUUUAUUAUGUCAAAGUGUGAAAGAAAUUCCUGAUGACAUAACGCAAGCAACAGUAGCUUCGGAUAAAUAUAAAAGAGCAUCGGAGAUUUUAAAGAAAGGAAAACAAUUUUUGGAUAAAAUGGAAUGUAAGGCUCAACAGAUUAUGAAAGAUGCUUCUCUUUUACCCAAUUUCAAAUCAGAUUUAGUAACUUCAAAUUUUAACGAAAAUCGAAAAAAAUAUCAAGAAACUUAUAGUAACAUUAUUGACAAACUUCAACUCUAUGAAACACAAUUAAUUAUUUGGAAACAAAUAGAAGAAGCAAAAUAUGAAUUAACACGAUGGCUUACUGACACGAACGAAGCACUUACAUCUGCUCAUGAAUGUUUACUUGAUUCUGAAAGUAGUCAAAUGCGAUUAAUAAGAUAUAACGAGGAAUUGCCAGCUCAUUUACAGUUUAAACAAGGAAUUAUCACCAAAAUUGAACAACUAAAGAAAUUAAAUAAAAAUACUGAUAUACCAACAUUAGAUGCUUUAAGAAAUUUGUUGGAUGAACAAUUUAACGUUGUUAAAGAAGCAGCAGAAAAAUUAAAAUCAUUGACAAUGACUUUGAAUGAAAAGGAGAAAAAUAUUAGAAACGAGAUCGAAAAAUGUAGCGAUUUAAUAUCUAAAAUUCGCGAAGAGAUUAUUAAAUGCGACGAUUUAACUGGAGAAAAUACGAAAAUACUUGGUAGAAUCAAUAAAUGUCAAGAAUUAAAAACUAAGCUCAAUGAAUGCGACUAUACUUUAUCAAAAAUCGAAGAAAAUCUUACAAUAACGACAUCGGAAUAUCCAACAAUAUCCAAGUCUUCUUUACACAAGGAACUUCAAGCUUUAAUAUUACGAAAAGACGGUGUUAGUAGUCAUGCUGAUAAAGUAAAUGCAACGUUAGUAGCAUUUUUAACGAAGCUAUAUAACGAGAAAUUUGGAGCUCUUCAACGAAUGGUAGCAAUUCACAAAGAAAAAGUAAUUUGGUGCGAACCAGAACAAAGCAGCGAUCGUUAUAAUCUUGAAGUGAAAAUGGCUUCUCUCAAGGACGUGGAAAUUGGUAUUGCUGAUUGCGAAGCAAGAAAAGAUGAUACUGAUAAUUCAUUAAAACUUUUAGAAACUGUUGAGAGUCCUGAAAUCACGAAUGUUCUAAGAAUCGAGCGUGACAAGAUUGCGGUAGAAUUGGAAUCUUUAAAAGCAAGUUAUAAAAAGAUCAAAUCUGUUUUAGAAUAUAACGUUUCCUUGUGGCAACGUUAUGAAAAUCUAUCUGAAAGCGUAGUCUCCUGGUUAAAGGAGAAUGAAAACAGAAUAAGAGCAGAAGCUUCUAUAUUACUUAAUAUAAACGAAAUGGAAAACAAAAUUAAAGAAAUCAAGCAAUUACAAACUUCUGUGAAGGAUUAUCAUACUGUUUUGCAAAAUAUAAUUGAUCUCGGUGAGGAUAUUAACAAAGUUAGUCCUGAAUCUCGUGUUAAACAAUACGUAGGACAUCUUGAUAGCCGAUACCAAUCUAUACUUAAAUUUUUGUCACAAUAUUUGGACAGAUUAUAUGAGCUAAAAGAAAGUAGAGAUCAAUAUACAGCAAGUGUUACAGAAUUACAGUCUUGGAUAGAGAAUGCUGAACGUAAAUUGAAAGCUUUCGAUGAGAUUAGUGGUCCUAAACCUAUGACAUUUUAUCAGUCACGAUUAAAGGAAUUAAAGAGUUUUGCAGAAGAAAGAGAAGCUGGUCAAGCCAUUAUGAAUCAUACAGCAGAAUUAGGUGAAACUCUUUUCGCAAGAAUUACCCCUGAUUGCAGAGAGUUUAUUAGAACUGAACUCAGAAAUCUACGUAAUCGUGUUGAUACUUUGACAGAUCAUGCUAAUGUUAUCUAUAAACGAAUUGAAAGUGAUAUGAUGCAUCGAUCAUCCUUCGAAGAUAAAUAUUCGCAAGUGAAGCAAUGGGUGAUCGAUGCAGAAUCUAAAUUAGACGAUAAACAGAUGCUUUUACCGAAUCUUCAAGAAAAGAAGCUUGCACUUCAAUCGUAUAAAGCUAUAGCGCAAGAUGUUAAUGUUCAUAAAAAUAUUUUACAACAGCUUCAAGAUCGUCUUGGCAAAACUCCGGAUGAUGAAGCUAACGAAAUGCUCAGCAGUGUUGUUGUAGCUUACGAGAAACUUUCAAGGAAUGUAGAAGAUCGAAUUAGAAUCGCUGAUAAAUUUGUUUCGAAUCAUGAAUCUUAUCUACAAACCUUUGAGAAGACACGCGAUUGGAUUAACGCGAUAAUUAACGAGACUGCACCUCUUAUCGAGGACCUUCCUGUUGAACGAGACGUUGCUAAAUCCAAGACAACUUUGAUUAAAAAUGUAUUACAACAGAAAACUGAAGGAGAUCGUAUAUUGUCUGAUUGUAAUCAACAAUUAAAUAUUAUUCUUGAACAGACUUCGAUUCCUGGUCAUGCUGCUUUGAUCAAAGGUUUCGAAGAGCAGAAAAAGAAUUGGAAAGAUUUCCUAGCACGUUGUGUAGCGACCUCUGACAAGUUAAAUCAUUUUUUCAAUCAAUGGUCUGAAUUUGAGAAAGUCGUUGAAAAUCUAGAAGCAUGGACGAAACAAAUGGAUAGUCAAUUGAAAGAUCAAAGUUUGAAAAGUACGGAAGAAGCUAAACGUAUGCAUUUGCAAAAGUUGAAGAACUUAGAAGAAUGUAUAGCACAGAAGGGUUCAGAGUUUAGUUCUGCUAUAGAGAAAAGUCAAAGUAUUGAAGGAAGUUCAGAUUUAUCGACAAGAAUAUCUCGACAAGCUACGAAAUAUCAAUCUCUUAAAAAUCAAGUGAAAGAAUCAGUAUCACGGUACGAACAAUUUGUAAAAGAACAUAGUACAUUCAAUGAAAAAUAUAACGAAUUGAUGAAAUGGAUUACUGGAGUUCGAGCAGAAUUAAAGAAGCACAGUGAAAUUGUAGGUAAUCUUUCACUGCUACAAAAUAGACAAAAGGCAAUUCGAGAUCUUAGUGAUACGCGAACUAAAGAAAAUGCUCGUUUUGAAUCUAUUAUUGAUCUUGGAGAAAAACUUUAUUCACAUACAUCGCCCGAUGGUCGCGAAAUAGUAAGACAACAGUUGAGAGAUUUAAGGACAUUAUGGAAUACAUUUUCAGAAGAUCUACAAUCUGCUACACAAAAGUUGGAUCAGUGUUUGAUGCAUUUCGCUGAGUUCACGCUAUCUCAAGAACAAUUAACAGCUUGGCUUCGAGAUGUUGAGAGCGCUAUGGAACAACACACAGAAUUAAAAUCUUCCUUAGAAGAGAAGAGAGCUCAGCUCCAAAAUCAUAAAAUAAUGCAUCAGGAAAUAAUGUCGCAUCAAACUUUAGUCGAGUCUGCUUGUGAUAAAGCACAACAACUUAUCGAUCAAACUAAGGAUACGUCUUUAAAUAUUUAUUUGCAAACAAUCAAGCAACUUUUUCACGAUAUCGUCGCUAAAUCUCAACAUCUCUUAGAGAAUUUAGAAGAUUGCGCUGAGAAACAUCAUUGCUUUAAUUUGCAAUGUAAAUACUUCUCCGAUUGGCUUAACGGUGAAAAAGAAAAACUGGUUGAGUGUAACGAUAUUACUGGUGAAAAAAGUGAAAUUACUCGUCGUCUAACUACACUUUCAUUGUUGAGAGAUAAUCAAAUACAAGGUGCAGAACAUUUUGCAAAGUUGAAGCAACUUAGUUCAGCCAUGAUGAAGAGUACAGCUGCGAAAGGACAAGAACUUAUUAAUAAAGAAGUAUGUAGUCUCGAAAAAAGUCUUUCUCAAUAUCUGACUGAUAUUGAAUCUGUGGAAGAAAAGCAAAAAGUUGCUUUAAGAAAAUGGCAAGAUUUCGAGGAUCAGUUAGAAGCUCAUACACGAUGGUUCUCUUCAAUGGAGGCUAUUUUCAGAGAUCAACAACUUCAACCAACUUUGAAUGAUAAAGAAGCUCGACUUCAAGCUUUCAAAGAGAAACGAGACAUAAUUUUGAAACAAGAACAAGAGAUCGAUGCAUUUGUUGAUAUAUCUCAUAAUUUAUUGCAUUCCAGUGGUCUCGAACGUAUUAAAAUCUUGAUCUCUCAAAUUAGUUACAGAUAUCAAUUACUUCAUACAUUUAGUAAAGAAGUAAUCAAUCGUUAUCAAACUAGUGUCGAUGAUCAUCAGACUUACGAAGAUAAAUUGAAAUCUAUCGAUGUAUGGCUUACUCCAUUAGAACAAAGUUUGGCUACUUUGAAGAGAGAAGACAUAGGUGGAAAUCUUGAAGCAAAAGCUUUAUGCUUGCAAAUGUUAUUAGCUGAAAAAGAACAAGCCGAACAUCGUUUAUCCGGAUUAACAACAGCUGGUGAAAGAAUCUUGCCAGAUACAUCAGCUCAAGGUCGAGAAAUUAUCCGACAUGAAAUAAGACGUGUACGAGAACGAUGGGAUAGUCUUGCAGAAGGUAUUGUUGAACAACAAAAGAAACAAGAUGCUCAAUCUUUACAAUGGUCUACCUAUCAAGAAACUUUGCAACAAACGCUUCUUUGGUUGAAUACUAUGGAAAGAGCUAUAAAACAGGAUCCACCAGUAAUGUGGCCUUCAUUACAAGAGAUCAGAUCAAAGUUAUUGAAGAAUAAAACCUUACAUCAAGAAAUCCUUGCCCAUAAACGUAUUAUAGAAGGAAUUUCCGAAAAAGCCUAUGCUUUGAUUCAAGUUGCACAAGCACCGUCAGAUAUUCAAGAUAAAGUAACUUUGGUUUCCGACAGAUAUGAGAAAUUAGUAGAUAGAUCGCAAAAAGCGAUAGCCAGUUUAGAGGAAUUUCUUGAUAUAUUCCAACAAUUCCAAGAUCUUCAACGCGCAUAUCAGGAUUAUCAGAAACAACAGUGGGAACAAUUAACCAGUUAUAGCGAUUAUACAGCUAAUAAAACUACCCUCCAGAAUAGAUUAGUUAAGGUUCUCGAAAUACAGGAUAAGCAAAAUGAAGGUGAACUGAAAUUAAACGUUUUGGCCGAGCAUGUCUCACAAAGUGCAAGCAGUUUAUCACCAAAAGUAUAUUAUGAAUGCAUGAAAAGAGAUGUUGCAAACUUAAGAUUUGAGAGUAAGAACUUUGCGAAUGCAGUUAGCGAUGUGAUUAGUUGCAUAGAAGAAAGAAUACAACAAUGGAGUGAAUAUGAAAAUUUGUUAGAACAACUCAUUAUUUGGUUGGCCGAUGCAGAAACAUCAUUGAAGAAUUAUUCAUUAAAAAAUACGAUUGAAGAAAAACAGGAGCAAUUGGAAAAAUAUCAAGAACUACAAAAGGUUGCAGAAACACGGAAUACGGAUGUAAUUGAAUUGGUGGCGCUUGGUGACCACCUUGAACAAUCGUUAAUUGCGAAUCUCAGACAAAAUGAAGCAGACUUCGAUAAAAUGAGAUAUGAUUCUUCGGAUUUGAUUCAGAUUAGUGGCGAAACUAGAUUUUCUUCUAGCGUUCAACAGAUCACUUCUCGAUUUCAAUCAAUACAAACAACUGCUAAGGAACUCGUGAAGAAAUGCGAACAAGCUACCGCAGAUCAUACUGCAUAUCUAGAACGUUACAAACAAUGUUCUGAGUGGCUAGCUACUGCAAGGGGCCGUUAUCAAUCAGUCACUGAUAAUUUGUGUGGCACACGACAAGAAUUAAUCUUAAAAGCUGAUACUUCAAAAGAACUUUUAGGACGACAAUCGUCAGCAAUCUCUUUACUGAAUAGUACAAUCGAAACCGGUGAACGUUUAUAUCCUACAACUGGCGUAGAAGGUAGAGAAAUCAUACGUCAACAGUUAUCGGACCUUCAACAAGUUUUAGAAGGAUUAUACGAUGAUAUUGCUUCAACGGAACGUGACUUACAAGCUAGGAUCGCAAAAUGGUCAGGUUUCGACGAGUGUAGCGAAGCCUUUGAAAAUUGGUUAAAAGAUGCGGAAUCUCAACUAAAAGAAGAUAUCGAAUUAAAAACUACCUUAGAUGAAAAACGAGGACAAUUGCAAAUUUAUCGUACUUUCUUGCACGACGCUCAAAUGCAUCAACAGGAUUUGCUUGAUCUUUCAGAUAAAGCAGAUAAUCUUCCAGAGCGUACAGACAAAAUUGAUUCCAUAAUAAACAAAUUAAAACGUAGGCAUGCUGAAGUAUUGAAACGUGCCGCAACUUUUGUUGAAAGAUAUGAAGGAAUCGUUAGCGAUCAUCAACAAUAUAGUAAGGCUGUAUUAGAUACACACGAAUGGCUGGAUGCAACUCAUAAUGCUGUUAAUCUUUGGGGAGACACUGAAUUAGAACGAGUAUCUCUACAUACGAAUUUAGAUCGUUUACAAAAUCUUUUACAUACGCUUCCGGAAGAGGAACCAAGAGUUCAACAAAUUCGAAUUCUUGGAGAAAAAGUGAUACCUGGUACUUUAGAAACAGGUCAAGUAAAUAUACGAUCACAGAUUGAUUCGUCUCAACAAGAAUGGGAAGGUUUAAUAUCUGCUGUCAAAUCGACUAUCGAAGCAUUAGAAAAUAAAUUGCAACAAUGGAACGAAUUUGAGAAUUUAAAAGAAAGAUGUCUAGUUUGGAUCAAGGAUACAGAUACAAAACUUCAUGCUGUAGAUCUGAAAUCAACUUUAACAGAAAAGAAAGACCAAUUAGAAAAAUUACGAUCACUUCAAGGAGAAGUACGUGCUAAAGAACUUGAAAUUGAUGCGGUUACGGAAAGAGCACAGCAGUUACAUAAAAAUGUAUCUUCGCGAACAUCUCAUAUAUCAGAAUUGAGUAUCAAAUAUCAACAAAUAUCAAGCAAGGUUAAAGAUUUAAACAAUCGGUGGCAUCAGUUUGUUGCUGUACAUCAAGAAUUUGAUAAUCAAUUAUCCGAAUGUAGCAGAUGGUUAAACGACAUAAAGAACAAAUUAGCUUACUGUUCAGACUUAAGUGCAUCAUCACAAAAAGAUUUAGAAAAUAAAAUGGAAACUAUGCAAGAUAUAUUGCUGUAUAAAGAGGAUGGAUUUGCUAAAGUUCAAAAUAUCGUCGAAUUAGCUCAAGCUGUUUUGGCAAAUACAGCACCAAAUGGACAUCAAGCAAUAAACGAAUCAUUAGCGCAUCUUCAAGAACAAUGGAGUGCUGUAGCAUCAAAAAUGCUUGAGACGAAAACGAAUUUAGAUGAUUCUAUUAACAAGUGGGCUGGUUUACUCGAACAAAUUCAAUCGAUUAAUAAGACUAACGAAUAUAUGCAAACAUCGUUAGAAGAAAUGUCUCAAUUCCAAGCGACAAUGACAGAAAAAAGAAGUCAAUUAGAACGUAUAAAAGCUUUAGAAGAGAAAAUUAGAUGCGAGAACAUAGAAGUUGAGAGUUUGAAAGCUGAAGUUGCUGAAAUGAUUGCGAGUGGACAACAAGGAUUAGCUGCUUCUCAUGCACAAGAUAUAUUGAGCCGAUUUGACAUGCUCUUUGAAAAAAUCAAAUCGCUAUUAGCAGAACGAGAAGAACAAUACAAGGAUCACCGACUUUAUAAGGAAGCUCAUGAUAAUUUGAUUACUUGGCUCAAUCGAGCGCGUGAGAAGAUACCAGCGAUAAAACAGAAAUCACUAAGUGAUAAAUUAGCUAUAGAAAAUGCUGUUGUACCUUUGGAGAGUCUCUUAAAUAAGAAAGCCCAAGGUGAAUUAUUGGUAGAACAUUUACAACAUACUGGAAAAGUUGUAUGUGUUAGUACAAAUGUUCAAGGUCAAGAAGUUAUCAAGAAUGAAAUUCGUGCUCUUACUGAAAGCUUUGAAGGAUUAUUUAAAGAAAUCAAACAGCAAAAGGAUCAACUAGAAUCUACUAUCAGUCAAUGGCGCGAUUACAAGGACGAAUAUGAAAGACUUAGCGAUUGGUUGCAACAAUUUGAUAUUCUUAUUAAAGCGCAGAAGAAUGCUUUGUUACCUAAUGUUAAAGAAAAACAAAAGCAAGUACAAGAGGUCAAGGAAAUAUUAAACAAUUUGAUGAAAGGUCAAGAACAAAUCGACAAGUUUAACAAAACAGCUUCUGGUUUGCUUUCUUCUCAUCUGGAUACUUACGUUAAUAAUCAACUUCGUCAUUUAAAUUCACGGUAUCAAGUGCAAGUAAAUCUUGCUAAAGAUGUGUUAAAUAAAGUAGAGACUAAUUUAGCACAGCACGAAAAUUACGAAGCUUAUCUCGGAAAGGCACAUGCUUGGAUUGAAAACGCAAAGCAGAUUAUAAGACAAGGAACAGAAGCAGCAUCGACCAGUAGUCGCAACGAAUUGCAAAAUAGAUUAGACAAAAUACAAGAAUUGUUAAGGAAACGAGAAGAAGGGCAGAAUUUAGUUCAUCUGACAAUAAAUUGUGGGGAAAAAGUGAUGAGAAACACACGCUCUGAUGGUCGAGAAGAAAUUAGCUCACAAUUGAAAGAUAUACAAAAUGAUUGGGAACGUUUAGUUAAGAAAAUAUCAACAACAAAAGUACAUUUAGAAACUAGUCUUCUACAAUGGGCUGACUAUAGCUCUUCUUACUCGCAAUUGCAGCAAUGGAUCAACGAUCGUGAAGCGAAACUGCAACAAGUUUGGGAACAAAAAGUUUCCAAAGCUAAAAAAGGUUCAGCUGGUCUGAGUUCUUUAGCGAUUGGCGAGAGAAAAGCAAAUUUACGGCAGACUAAUAGUAUCGUACAAGACAUCGUUGCCUUCGAACCGAUGAUACAAUCAGUAGCAACGAAAGCAGAAGACCUUCGACAAGCUACACCAGCGACAGAGAUAUCUAUUAAAUAUAAAACUUUAAGUAAGCAUGCCCAAGAACUUUAUGCAAAACAGAAAGAAACCGUUGAACAACAUCAAGCGUUCAUUGAUAGUGGUAACGAAUUCUUACAAUGGAUACGUGUUGCAAAAGAAAGAUUAGGUAAAUGCUCGGAACCUACAGGUGAUAAAGAAUCUUUAGCCAGCAAAAUUACUCAAUUGAAGGUAUUGCAGUGUGAACUUUCAGAAGGACAGAAAAAACUUGAGAAAGCUUUAGAAAGAGGUAAUGCUGCUUGUCAAAUCGCUGAUGCUGAGGAUAAAGAAAUUAUCGAAGAAGAAGUAGCUUUGUUACAAGACGAAUAUGACAAUUACGUAGACUCACUGGGUACUACAAAAUCAUUAUUAGAAGAGGCUAUAGUAAAAUGGACUCAGUAUGAAGAACAAUUUUCUGAAGCUGCGGAAUGGUUAACUCAAACCGAACAACUAGUACAAUCUUUCAAUAAGUUACAGGACAGUCUUGAAGAAAAGAAGAACGUACUCGAACAAUUCCAAGUUCAUUUGCAAACUUUAUUUGAUUGGCAAAAGGAACUCGAUCGUUUGAAUAUGAAAGCCCAAAUGUUGGUCGAAACCUGUGCCGACACACGAAUUUCAAAUGCAGUUACUCAAUUGACAACGAAAUAUAAUGCUCUCUUAUCGCUUGCCAAAGAAAUUAUGCGACGUUUGGAAUUACAUUAUCAAGAACAUCAACAACACAAUACAUUACAUCAAGAAUGUGAAGAUUGGAUUGAACGAACUCGAAACAAAUUAGGAGAAUGUAUGGAGAUUCCUAGUACUUUGCAAGAAGUUAAUAAUAAAUUACACACGUGCAAAACCAUACGGCAAACUUUAGAACAGGGUCAAAAUAAAUUGCGUUAUGCUUUGGAAUUAAAGGAAAAAGUUAUUAUGAACACCGAACAGAACGGUGCGGUAAAAAUUCAAGAAGAUACUGAAAAUCUUAAAGCAGAAUUCGAUAAAUUGUUAGCCGACGUUGAAAUUGCUAGACAAAAAUUGUCGGCACGAGCAGGUGUACUUGAAGAAUUGAACAAAAUUCAUAGAUUGAUCACAGAUUGGAUCGAAGAAAUUGAAGGAAAAGUUCAAGCUGAAGAAAUUUAUAGAAAUGAUCUCAGUGAAAAACGAGCUCUUCUAGAAAAAUUCAAAACGAUUUUAAGAGAUAUAAUAGGUCAUAGUGAUUCUGUUAAUCGACUUAAAACGCGUCUUGCUGAAGAUUCAACUAUACAGAGAAGUCCUUAUGAGUCAACCAUCACAAAGUAUGAAGCAGUUAAACAAUCUAUCGCCGAUAAAAUAGGUAAAUUGGAAAAUCAGAUAAAGGAUCACGAGAAAUUUCAACAAGCAUAUAACGAAGCUGCUGAUUGGAUACGUCAAACAAAACUCGAACUUCAACAACAUAGCGAUACUCAUGGAGAUAAAGGACAGGUAUUGGAACGUGAAAACAAAGUGAAUCAAAUUAUUUUCUCUCUACCAAAUGGAGAUAAGCUAAUCUCGAAAGUAAUUGAAUUAAGGGAUGCUGUAAUCUCUACUACUGGCACAGAAGGUCAAGAUUCCAUCAAGCAAGACGUAAAACAAUUGCAAACUGAUUGGUCGUUACUGCAAUCUCAGUGUCACGAUUCGCAUGAAACUCUUAAUAAUUGUAUAUUAACGUGGUCUCAAUUUACAGCUGCGUUGGAUAACAUGAAAGCAUGGAUUGAUUGUUUUCAGAAGAAAGUAAUCGAUGAACAAUCAAAAGAUAAUAAAACGCAAUCGGAUUUAGGACGGUGCAAACAAUUAGUCGAUGAAGCUAUUAAACAAAAACCUAUUCUCGAAGAUCUAAAUGACAAGUGCGAAGCUUUAUUGGAAAUGAGUACUUGGAGCCUAGCUCGUGAUAAAACAGUACAACUGCAAUCGGCGUAUACAUCCUUACUCACUGAUGCACAAAGUUUGGUUUCCAAAGUUGAAAAGAAUCUAUCAGAUCAUACUGAAUUUUUGAAAGCUAAAAAAGAAAUGGAAGAUUGGUUGCACUCCGUACAGAAAUCUGUGGAAGAUUGUGUUGGAACUGGUGAUGAAAUAUGGGCUAAGGAUAAACUAGGAAUCCUUAAGGUUGCAGCUUCACAAAUUACCGAAGGCCAACAAUUAUUAUCAACGUUACAAAAUGCUUUCGUGAAAGCCAUUAAUACAGCGUUACCAGAACAACAAGAUCAAUUACGAACUGAUAUGGCUGAUCUAAGAUCAAACUGGGAACAGUUGACUAUGGAUCUAAAUACGAAUCAAGCUAGAGUGAAAUCAAUCCUUAGCCGAUGGGAGGAUCAUGCAGAAACAUAUAAUAAAUUUAAGAAAUGGUUAGAUGAAACUUACGUAUCAACGGAAGAUCUACCAAGUACGAAGGGAGAAUUUGGUGAAAUGAAAACUUUACUUGAGCGAUACAAACACAUACAAGAAACGGUUCAUAGUAAAAAAACUGACCUGGAUAAUUUAAUGGAAGAAGCUGGUGAAUUAUCAAACUGGGCAGAAAAUAACAUAACGUUAGAACGAUCAAAAGAACUUUUGACAAAGUGGCAAGUUUUAGGUGAUCGUGUCAACAAGAGGAAAAAAUCGAUAGAAGAUGAAAUGAAAGAAUACAAUGCAUAUCAUGCAGCAUUACAGGACACAGAAAAAUGGCUGUUGCAAAUAUCUUUUCAAUUAAUGGCUCAUAACUCACUCUAUAUAAUUAGUAAAGAACAAACAAUGGCUCAAAUGAAACAACAUGAGUCAUUAUUAAUGGAAAUACAAAAAUAUCAAACGAUAAUCGAUGAUUUAAAAGUUAAAGGUCAAGGACAAAUCAAUCAAUAUGUAGUAGUAAAUAAAGAAAUCAAAACCACCAUAGAAACGCAAUUACAAAAUGUUCAAGAUAGUUACAAUUCUUUAUUAAACACUGCAUUACAAAUAAAAGGUAGAUUAGCAGACUCUUUAACGAAAUUCCAAGAAUAUGAAAAUACGUUGGAAAGUAUUGCAAAAAAUUUAGAUUCCUAUCAACCUGAAAUUGCUCAUGAAUUAGAAGCUCCCGUAGAUACUCUUGCCGAAGCGGAAGAAAGUCUGGAAAAGGCACGAAUAUUACAUAAUAAGUUACAAACUGAGAAAACGCGUCUCGCAUUGGCAGUCGAAGCUUGCGAAGCAGCAGCAGCUUGCAUUUCUAGACCUGGCAGUCCUUUAGAUGCACCACCGGUUCAAAUUGCACCUAGAGAAGUUGAAGUUCGAACGAGAUUGGAAGAUCUUAUCGAUCAAAUGCAAAUACACUUAACAAAUAUGACAAAAAUAGUAAGCGAUCUCGAGGAACAAACUAGGCAGAAAAAUGCAUUAUGUAUGUGGAUAAAUCAGCAACGAGCACUUUGCGCAGAAUGGAAAUCCAGGCCAGCAAAAUUACGUGCUGAGGCAGCACAGGCUGAAUUACAAACAAUGAAUGAGCUGUUAGUAAAUGUUAAUGAACGUCGUAUUCGUGCUUUAACAGAAUUAGCGUCACAUCCGGAAAUACAGGAAGUUGAAGAUGGACUAAAUAAAUUAGAAGCAGAAUUGACUGAUGCCAUUGCAGGUAAACAGGCAUCACAAGAUCUAAUACAGAAAUAUAGAAAUCAAGUGCAAGAUAUUCAAACAUGGUUUGAUACUCUCUCAAAGAAAGCUGAUGGUAUUGAAAAGGGUUGUGGUUUUACAAUCGGUCAAAAAAUUUCAAAUAUAAAAGAAAUCAUCGGUGAAUUUGAAUCCCAAGGUGCAGACAGAAUAGACGAAGUUAAGAAAUUAGGCGAUCAAGUAAUGGAUUCUGUUAGUAAUUUGGACUCACAACAAAUCGAAGAACAGAUCAAGUUUGUAGAAAGACGAUACACGGACAUAAGUAAAAAAUUGCAAAGAAAAACGCAAGUUCUAGAUAUGACAGCUCAAGGUAUCGAAGCAACUCGUCAAGAAAUCGAAGAGAACCGAAAUUGGAUUGAACAGAAAAAAGAACACGCUAGACUAACCGAGCCUCUUGGAUACGAAAGUAAACAAGCAGAAGAAAGAUUGCUUAUUCUUAAGGGUAUAUUAAAAGAAGCUGAAAACAAACAAAUGAUAGUGGACACACUUGAAAAACGUGUUGGAAAUAUGCAAAAUGAAUUGGAGAUUAGUGAACAACAGCAAUUAGAAGAUGAUACUAAGGCUUUGCGUGGAGAACAUAUUGAAUUACGCACCAUUUUGCAAGAAGAAAUUUCUAUUGCAAGUGCCGCCGUAGAUGCAUGUCACAAAUUUGAAACUGAUCUUGCACGAGCUCGUACAUGGAUCAAAAAUAAGAGUAAUGAAUUAAAGAAGCUUAGCGGAUACCUUCCACUUAAAGCCUCGAAAGUUGAACAGGAAAUUACACAGCACAGCAGUUUAGAAUCUGAAAUUGCAUCAUUCAAUGAAGGAAAUUUAAAUAAUAUUAUAAAACAGGGACACAAUAUGUUGAAAGAAUGUAAUGCAGAAGACAGUGCUCGAUUACAAGCUCUACUAGAUAAUCUAAACAAAGAUUAUGAAGAACUGAAGAAAGAAGGUAAAGAAAAGCAAGCAUCCCUUAACGAUCUUCUUCAAGGACGUAAAUCAUUCGAAAAUGAAAUGGACAAAUGUCAGCGGUGGAUUAAUGAAGCAGAAGUUGCUACUUCGUUAGAAUUACGAACGUCAAGCGUUGAUGUUCUUCGUGAACAGCUUGCUAAGUACGAUCGACUAAAGAAAGAAGCCAAAGAAUAUGAAGAUAAUAUAGAAAAAAUAACUCAACAAGGAAAAUCUAUUUUGCCGACUAUCAGUGAUGCAGAUAAACAGGAACUGAGUGAACAGUUAAAAUGUAUGAAAGAAGCUCACGAUAGAGUGGCUAAUGUAAUAAAUGAACGGGCUUAUAAUCUGCAGAAAAAAAUUGACGAAGCUGAAAAAGCGGCAGCACGUGUUGCUGAAGCAGUACAAUUUAUGGCAGAUAUUCAAAAAGAACUUCAUGAUUUGAAUAAACCGAUUGGUGCACGUAUUGAAGAUGUUGAAGGAAUGUUAGUAGCUUAUGAAAGAAUAUUAGAUGAUCUUAAGAGCAAUAAAUCAAAAUUGUCCGGUUUACAAUCAGCUAAUGUCGGCGAUCUUCAAAAUAUUCUUGCUCAACAAGAUGAUCUUAUAAGAGCACUAGAAGCACAAAUUGCAAAAUUAAGACAACUAUUACUUCUUCGGCAACAAUUUAUAGCAUUGGUUGGUGAAAUUACUACUUUCAUUGCUAAGUAUACUGAAAUAAUUCGAGAUAUUGAAAAAUCUGGUCAAACAACAGAGGACAAAAUCAAAAGGUAUGAUGAUGCUAUAUUAAAAAUACAAGAAUGUGAAGCUACACUUGCAAGUGCUACAGACAAAGGACAACAAAUAGCUGCUGAAGGUUCAGCCGUUGAUAGAAAUAUUAUAACAGAGCAAUUGCAAACACUUAAACAACAACUCCAGGGUCUUAGAAGAGCCGUAGAAACACAAAGGGAGCAACAUGAGCUAGCUGCAGCAGAACAUAGAAGAUUAGCCGAUGAAUUGGCUAAUAUUUUAGAUUGGAUAGAGAGCAAGGAAAAAGAAGUUAAGUCGAGGCCACUUCUGGAAAGAAAUCCGUUAAGUGUGGAAGAGGAAAUAAAUAAGCACAAAAUUCUUUGUGAUAGCAUAAACGAAUACUUAGACAAAAUUCGAACUUUGAAAGAUUCUGUACGACACGAGGAAGGCAUGCCAGGAUCUCUGAAAGAAAUGCUUAGUGAAGCGAUGUCUUUAUUAACUUCAUUGCCCAGAGAAAUGAAGGAACGUGGAAAUUAUAUUGAAAGUAACUUAGAAAUGAGGUUAAAUUAUGCCCAGCUAGCCGAAAAAUUACAUUAUUGGGUUAAGGAAGCUAAGAUUCGACUUGAAAGUGAUAAAACCGGACUUGAUUUUGAGAAUAUUCUUAGCGAUUUGGAAGAACACAAAAUAUACUUUAGUACCGAAUCUUCGAUUCGCGAACUGGUCUCUCAACAAAUCCAACAAGCAGCAGAUAAAAUAUGGCCUUCCUUGAAUAGUUCUGAACAAGAGGAACUAAGCGCUGAACAACAACAACAUACUCAACUGUUGAAGAAUACAUUAAAUACGGCUAGAUCUCAACGAGCUCGUAUGGAACAAGGUGCAGAGACUUGGAGAGAUUACAGUCAAACCUUGGAACGUGUACGUGCUGUCAUAGCUAGGACAAGAUUCACGGAUGAACCUGUCACAACGUUAGCCGGCUUACAGUUUAAUAUUCAAAAGAUUACACAUGCAUUAAAUGAUAUUCAGAAUCAACAGUUCGAGUUAGACUUGUUAAACGAACGCGGCCGAGAAGUUCUACAUCUGGCAAAUCCUAGAAACAAGAAGAAAAUAGAAGAUCAAUUAUCGGAGAUAACUACCGAAUGGAAAGAACUUGUUUCUGGUUUAGAAGGCCGUAGAGACGCUCUUGAAGCUCUUUCAAGACAUUGGGAAGAAUUGGAAACACAUUACUCUCACGUCGAGGCUCGAUUAAACGCCAUAGAGGAAAAGAACAAACUCAUCGAUACUGUAGUUCGAUCCAAACAACAUUUACAAGAUAUUAAUAAAGCUCUGAAUGCAUCAAUUACGGACGCUGAUAAGCUUAGACCUGCAACAGAAGAGAUACAAGCAUUAGCCGGAUCAGUACUUGUAUACCUCGCAGCCUUCACACAGCCGCCGGCAUGUGCGCUCGAGGAGCGCAUCAAAAAUCUUCAAAAAUCCGUCGAAUCACUUGUUGGUUCAUUACGAGAGAAAUCCAAGAAAGCGGAGGAAAAUUUAAAGGAACUCGAGAGUAUAGAAAGUGAAAUCGAAAGACUACGUAAGGUCUUAAACGAAGCUCGAAGCAGCGCAACGAACCUCUACGUGUUCGCUGAUCAGGAAACAGCCGAGAACGAAGUGAAGGAAUUGAAGUCUCACCUCGACGAUCUUGUUGAGACUGCAAAGAAAUUUUCUGGAAACACUAAGGCGCGGUACCAAGUUAGCCAGCAGCUGAUACCAAGUGAUCUUUCUCAGUAUUUAACGGCUCUCGAGCUCUGUGCUGAGGCAACCGCACAGGCAAUGGAUGAGAAACAGAGAGAACUUAAACGCGCUAGGACCAUUAGGUCGGAUUAUUUGACCGACGUAGACGAGAUCCAGACUUGGGUAAGACAAGCUGAAAUAAAAGUGCAAGAUAGGUCUAUAGAACCGAUUGCACUUAGGGAAAGUCUUAGACAAAUACAGAAUGAGCUGGGCCCGGUCACGGAUAAGCUCGAACGAUUAACGAAAAAUGGUCGUGUGAUCAUUGAGAACACGAGAGACGAUGCCGAAAAAGAAUUAAUCGAAAAAACAAUUAACGAUUUGAGCGAACAGUUAGGACAAGUACGAAAUUUGCUCGAUGAAAAGAGACAAAUUGUUGGCGACACAUUGGAUGCAUGGCAAAGGUUCCUUACACUUUACGACACUGUCAGGGUCUGGACGGAAGAAAAGAAGCAAUUCCUAACAGAACCACUCAAACUCAGUACCCUCGUUCAGGCCAAACAAAGGCUACACGAAUAUUCGACUGCUGUAAAAAGCUGUAAGCAAGUAAACAAAAAUCUAAGCGAUAUGGCAAAAGAACUAGACAAUAUUCGUCAAGUAACAACCACUGGUGAUUUACCGGAGAAAUUUACUGAGGCAGAGGAAGCUAAAAUACAAGUCGAAGGACAACUAUUGGAAAGAAACGCUUUGUUGCAAGAAACUAGCGAAGAGUGGGAGCAAUGUGAAAGAAAGAUGAAAGAAGUUAAAAGUUGGAUAGAAAAGGCUAAGCAGAUACUCGAGUCGCCACAAAAUAAGAAAAAGCCUUUGCACGAUCAACAUGCUAUUAGGGAAAAAAUGCUAAGCGAUAUAACAAUACAAAAAACUAAAAUCAAAAUAUCCAUCGAAAAACUUCGAGUACACUUCAGAUCUGGAAUCGGUGGAGACAAAAAAAUAACCGAAAUUGCCGAAGAAUUACUCUCGGAAUUAGAAGUUUUUUAUAAAACCGUGACAGAAGAGACUGCAUCCUUGGAGCUCUGCUUGGAUCAGAUCGAUCAAUAUCAACAGGAAAUACAAAAAUUACGACAAAAGGUUGUUCAAGUGGAACAGCAACUUAGGACAGUAUUAAGCCCAACAUACUUACCAAACAACAGAGAAAAAGCUAUUCAAGAACAGCAGGAAACCAUAGAAGCACGUCUCACAGCAUUAAAAACUGCCCUUUUGGAUAUAGAAGCUACGAAUUUGUCUCGUGAUUCUAUUGAAUCAAUGUUAUCUGCCACUGGGGCGAUGAUAACAAAACUUCAAGGUUAUGAUGAAGAAAUUCUACAAUUGCAACAACAAUUGUGUGAAAUUCCAAUCAAUACUACUUGUCAAAUAUUUACGAAUACUUUGGAAAGUAUUCAAUCGCACAUUAAUACGUUGUUGACUGAAACAAAGCAAAGUUAUGAGCUUUUAAAGCAAGCUUUAGAGAUUCAACGUCAACGAACUAAAGAAAUAAAGGACUAUCAAAAUUUUCUUGAAGAAACGGAUGUUUGGCUAAAGGAUAUCGUAGUCGGAAUAAAUGAAUCAAUAACUAUAGACCAGAAUUUGCAAGUGCAGUUGUUAGAUCGUACUCAACGAGUAUCCAAAUUGGAAUCACUACCAGAAAUUAAAGAGUUGGCAAAAGUAUUGAAAAAUGAACUGAUGGACUUGAUUAACCGUCUUCAGCAAAAGCAGCAGGAAUUGCUGGAUGAAGAAGCAUUGGCCGAUGACGAAACUGCAGAUCGUGAUGAUGCCACAAUCGAUCAGGCACCAUCGAUACACUCUACUAUUGAAAGCAAUCCACCAUCCUUAGCCGAUGUGUCCUUACAAACAGGACAAAGUUUAUUAUUAGAUAUUGUAGAAGAUAAACCAUUACAACUUACAAAACAAACUUCGACAACUCAGAUUCCCGUUAUAACAGCUACUCAAUCAUUAAUGACACAAACUAUGGAUACCGCGACUUUUCCAGAUCAGCAAAUAAAAGAAACAAUCAAGGUAGUAAAACUCUCUGAAGGUGAUCAUGAUGUUAUCGAAAUAGCAACAAAGAACGUAAGGACUGAUAUAAGUCAAAAUUUACUUCGAAGUGAACAAAGUAACGUCGUACCUGAUAAUAUAAUAGUUGAUAUGAAAUAUCAAGAUGGUCAAAAGGAGGAGAAUACUAAAAGCGAAUUGAACAUUCAUCAUGCGACUCCUCAAUCUUUCGAAACUGUACUCUUUGAACCAGAUGACGUGACUACUGAAGUAGUUGUCGAUGCAGAUGGUACGAAGAGAAUUAUCGUUAGAAAGUUAAGGCAGACAAUUGUUUCCAACAGACACACUCAACAACAUGCAUCGUCGAUCACGACAGCUCUUGGUGAGGAUGCGUCAAUGAUGCAAGCAUUUUCAGAAGCAACUCUAAGAGAUCAAUAUGUCACGGUUACUACAACGAAACCUGAUGGUACCGUAGAAACAUUAACGAAACAAAUUCAUGGUAGUAAAGUAACAACAGGUAUACCAGAUGCAGAAUAUUUCGAAGAGAAAUAUGAAUCAACACCACAGUACACCCACAGAAUAACUCAGGGAGCUAUCAGAGAUAUUAGUCCUUUACCUAUCGAAGAACAAAUAUUAGAACAUGGUCAAUAUCAAACGAAGACAUCCAGCGUUCACGCUGUAGUACAACAGGUGACUAGAAGAGUUAUCAAGAAAACGCGAAGGAUUAUACGAAAAGUUACCAUCAUAGAUGGUAAGGAAACUACAAGCGAGGAAAUAAUUGAAGAACCUGAAGAAAUAGAAAUAGAUGAGCAAGAUAUACCGCAUAUUAAUAUCAACGUUAUUAAAGAUGAAAGUGAACAAACAUUUGGAUUAGAAAAAAGGGUAAGUGACGAAAAGAAACAAGAACCAUCAUUGUUCUCAAGCUUCUCAGGAAACAUACAAAGUGAUACUUCUUAUGAACAGCGUUGUCCAGAUAGUCCUAUGCAAGGUCCGUUCUUUGGUCCAUUCGCAAAAGAUAUGUCAAGCAUACGUCGAUCAGAGGUAAAGAAAAAGUCUAUUAAAAGCACUACCAUUGAUGAUACGAAAGUUGAUGCCAGGAAAACACACGACGAAUUAAAAGAAGUAGAAAAAGUUGAAGUUAAAGAUUCGAGGGACAAUACAAAUGAACAAAAGCUUAUCACAAAAGAGCAACCUAUUACUCUAGUUCAAGAACAAGAUAUUCUUACUUGCACUGUCACUAAUAUUCCAUCUGAAUCUGUCUUUGAUAUUCAUAGCACAGAAGAUGUUGUUACAAAGGUAAAUAAUACAGGACAAACACUUCUAAAGGAACAAGUAGUGUCCUAUCUAGAAGAUUCUAUUAUUUUACAGACACCAGAUGAGGAUAUUCCUGCUGCUAUACAAUCGUCAUUAUCAUCGGAGGAUUCAGCAAAGACCGACAACGCAUCAGUUACAACUAAAGCUAUUUGUAAGUCUGACGAUGCACCAGUAAGCUACAAAACACCCGAUACUUUGUUAGAAAGCGGCACGGUAGAAGUAGCAAAGCACGAUGAUGGUAGCAAUAUUCUAGAUGCUGAGAAAAAAAUUAGUAGAUCGAGUAUUUGUAUGUUAGAGGAUCACGGUACACAGAAAAUCCAAGAAGAGGCAUUACCCACAAUGAAGAGUAAACUGGAAGAUAAUAAUGUCGAUUUACAAAAACAAUUAUCAGAUAUUCAAUUUGAUGUUAAAACUGAAGAGGUUACAUCAUCAGGAACAAUUCAAAUAACACAAACUACAGACAAUAAUAUUAUGCAUAAAGAUGUUCCAAAAUUACAAGACAAAAAACAGCAAGUAGAAACAUUGUUAACAAAAGAAAGAAAAGAUAUAUAUAAAGAUAACAUCUCAUUAGCGGAACAGAAAUCUUUUGCUGGAAAAGUCGAAAUUUCUUUAUCUAUUCAAAAACACGAUGAAAAACCGGAGUCCAUGGUAUACAUAAAAACCCAAUCAGAAUGUUCAAAUGAACGACCAUAUCACACUGUCUUAGAAGACGUUAAGAUUAGUCUUCCAGCGGAUCAAGAAGCUUCCGAAAUAAUUCAUAACAAAAUUGUGCAAACAAGUCCUGUAAAUAUCGUUCAAAAAGGCACUGUAACAACUCAGACAUCAAUACCUUUGAGUACUGAAACGAGCCAACAAGAAUCGGUGAAUGAUAAAUUAAAUUUACAAAAUAAUCAAAAAGCGGAACUACAACAACCACAACAAGAGGAAUUAAUACAAGAGAAACUACAACAACUACAACAAGAGAAAUUAAUACAAGAGGAACUACAACAACUACAACAAGAGAAAUUAAUACAAGAGGAACUACAACAACUACAACAAGAGGAAUUACAACAAAUACAACAAGAGGAACUACAACAAAAGGAACUACAACAAUUACAACAAGAGGAACUACAACAAGAGGAACUACAACAAUUACAACAAGAGGAACUACAACAGCUACAACAAGAUGCAGGAACUGUUAGUCCAAUUUCCACAACUAUUGCUGAGUCAGUAGAGAUCAGUAUGCUAUUAUCCGAAUCUCCAGAACAUAUCAGCGAACAACCUCAAACAGAUAUAGUAGAAAUUACCGAUUCAUUAGGACUAAGCUCACAUACUAGAAACGAUAGUUUUGGAUAUGAUCAUGGAUAUGAACCAGAUGACAGAACAACAGUUGAAGAACCUUCUUCUACUCAAGAUGAUGAUGAUAUAGGGAGAAAAAAGAAAAAGAAAAAGAGAAAGAAACAAAAAAUUCGUGAAAUAAUAGAAAAUUCUUCUGGAGUACCUAAAAGUUCUUCAGAUGAAGCAGAUUCAGCAAGUAAGGCAACAAUGUCAGAUAAAGAAGACAAUAUCGUAGAAAUGGAAGAAAUUGAAAUUGUCGAAAUAAAGCCUGUCAUUGAAGAACCAGAGAUCAAUGUAAACAAAGUUCCUAUCGACACGCAAACUGUUGUCAUAGAAACCUGUAAUGUAUCAAUUUCUCCGGAUCAAAAUAAGGAAUUAGUUUCUAUAGGAUCAGUAACUGACACUGUAGAGCAAGAAGUAAGAACAUUUAAAGUAAAAGAAACAGAUAGUCAUAUGCAAAUUUCGCCACAAGUUAUGUUUGAAAGUGCUAUGCAAACGGUUCAGAAAGAAAUACCUGAAAUAAAAGAAUCCAGUAUACAAACGAUAACACCUACGAGAACACUAACGACGGAAAAUGCGAUUCAGACCAGUCCUAUCGAAAAUGUUCCAUUAUCACCUAUUGUGCUCGAAACUAAAGAUUCACAUGUACAAACAGUCAUUGAAAUGGAUUCAACAGAAAUACAAACUUCACCGAUAGAAUGCGUUCCUUCGAUAGAUACAGAAACUCAAACAUUACCGAAAGUAUCAAUUGACGUUGAACAACAAACCUCAGCUCCUACAUCUAUAAAACAAACAUCUUAUGUUUCAGAGACAGUUGAAGUAAACAUACAAACGAGUAAACCACCUAGUCCUGAGAAACCAGAAAUGUUAGAUUUCAAUAUUCAAGCUGAACUAUUGGAGAAAGCAAUAUUUGAAACUGCAGAAACACAAACAAUAUCGAAUGAAUCUGUACAACAAAUGGGAACUCAAGAAACAGAGACGCAAACAAAAUCUUUGAAUUCCAUAGUUUCUAGUGAACUUCAUUCACUAGAAACGACGGAAACUCAGACAACUCCUGAAGAAAGUCUAAAAAAGAUCGAAACAGAGGAAAGGGAAAUACAAGUAUCGUUCCAACUAUUUCCAUUUGAUAGCAUAGAGACACAAACGACACCAACACAAAGUCCUCGUAAAGUAGAGAUUAUGGAAAAAGAAGUACAAGUACAAUUAAUAAAUAUUAUUCCUCCUAAAACAAUGGAAACACAAACGACGCCUAAGGAAAGUCCACGAAAAAUAGAAAUCUUGGAAAAAGAAGUUCAGGCAAAAUCAUCGCCACCAAUUACUAAUAUUAUGAUUCAAACAAAUCCGGUGAUUAGUCUACAACCACAAGAAAGUUACGAUUUUGAAACACAAACUAUUCAGAAAUCAAUGAAGUAUGGUAUGGAAGAAAAAAUACAAACUAGCUCACCUAUACUCGUAGAAACCAUUAGUGGUUCUGUACAAGUGGAAUCUAAAGAAUUGAUGCCUCUUUUUGAUAAAACUUCACAAAUAUCUUCCGAAAGCUGUGAAAAAAGUUUACAAGUCUCACUUAAAUUACAAGAAGAAUGUGAUGAGUCAACGUCAGUACAUAAUAUCACUGAAGAUCAACUUCUAAAAACAAUAACAUCGGUUGUACCAUCCGAUGAUAUAAAAACACAAUUAAGUUCAACUCAGUCAACAGUCGUAGAAGCUACAGAAGCAUUAUUAAAAUCAGAAAUCAGCGAUGUUUUGGUGCAGUCAGAAAAGAGUUCAACACCGGAUACUUCAUUUGAAGUACACAUCAAAACAACGAUAGAAUUACCUAAUAGCGAAAUAUCUAGCGAAGCUAUAAUGAAUUCGGAAUCAUCGACAGAUAUCUCGCAAGAUGUCUCACUCACUCCGUAUACAAAUGAUAAUAAUAAUGAUAAUAAUGAAGCUAAAUUAGAAAAAAGGCAAAGAAGAAAGAGAAAACAUAAGACUAUGGAAAUUCAAUUAUUAACUAAAGAAACGAAUAAUUUAGACUCUAUAUUUGGACAACCAGCACAAUCACAAAAUUCAUCUUUGAAAUUAUCUUAUUCCGAUGUAACUAAGAAAAAUUCAAAUAAGCAACCAUUCGUAGUAAAUGUUGAUGAACCAAUGACUGUUCAAAGUUUUGAAGAAAAUGAUAACUAUGCAUCUUCUGCUGCUUUAGAUAUUGACGAUGGACUUAAGAAAGAAGUUCAAGAAAUGAAUUUACAAGACGAAACAAUACCGAUGUCUUUGGAUACGAGUAUUAUGUCUAUCUCACAAUCAUCGAUUUUUGUUGAUUUAUCCAAUCCGUCAAAAUCAGAUAAACCAUUCGAAACUUCGUUAACAAGUGAAGGUCAACAAUUCGAAACUCUGUUCGUAUCUAUUCCCAGUGAACCAAUGGAUACAACUAUAUCACCAGAUGAAUCACCAUCAUCAAAUCAAAUUGAAAAACCAAUAAAAACACAAGUGAAAACUUACGCGGAAGCUAUUUCACAAUUAUUAAAAACUUCGUCGACGCCUGGUAUAGUCGAAUACGAAAAAGAAUAUGAUACAUUGGGAUGGGAAAAUCGAUUACUUGUUCCUCACUCAACAAAUUCACAUAAAACAACUAAUCAUGUUGAGUUUUCAUUAAGAGAAGCAAUGGAAGGAAGAAUUCCUCAACACCAACCUACCCAAAAGAUCGAAACUACACGAAUAAUUUCGGAUAGAGUGAAGAAUCUUCAUAAUGCAGCAGAGACGGAUCAUUUGGGCAAUGUAUUGCACAUUGCUCGUCUAAGCGAAAUUAUGAUAGAUAAAUCGGUAGAAGAACGUUCGUUAGAUGUACGGAAGGAAUUAACACAACUCAGAAACGCUGUAGAAGAAAACGAUAUAGUAAUCGUCGAGGAAACUCUUCUCACGGUUAUUGAAACUAUAUCUACAUGGUUAGAAACGAUCGAAUAUAGAAUUUUCCUAAAUAGAGAGUGUCCAAGUGAACUGUCUCACAACGAUGCGAAAACUUUUAUUGAGCUGAAAGAAGAAGUAGAUCAUGUAGCAGAGAACAUCCGAGAACUCAAUGACAUUUGGAAACUCGUUGAAGGCAAUUAUCCUAUCGAAGAACGUGUCUUAUUGAGAGAAUGCUUUGACGCGCUCGAACAACACAUGAAAGCCGUCGAACACGUGACAAAUACCAGCGAGAAAUGUACUAGUAAUCAUCUUGCCAAAUGGGAUGAAUUAUUGAAUGGUGUAAAUAAUAUGUACAGGUUAGUAGAAGAACAACGUAAGCAAUUGGAUAAUAUAAUCGAAUGUGAAGCUUCGACAAGAUGGAAACUUCAAGAACUUGAUAAGAUGGAGAACAUGAAUCGUUGUCACAUAUGGAAGACUAGGAAACUUCUUGCUACUUCGCACGAAUUACUCCGAGAUUAUCCUGGAAAGAUUAUUCCAGAGGAGACUUACUUAGCUCACGAAAUUACUAAAAUCAUCGAGAAUAGUAUAAGCAUAGAAAGAGAUCGACUUCUUCAAUUGCUCGCUUUAGCCGAAGAAUACGAACAAACAUUACAGGAAUUUUCACAAAUUAUUGAAAUUGCUGAGAAUUUGCUACAGAGUCCAAUAUCUGUGAUGAAUUUGGAACAUCUUCAAGAAGAAAUGCAAAAACAUAGGAAAUUCUUUGUUAAUUUGAAUCAUUGCCGUGCAAUUUUAGAAUCAUUGGAAGGCAAUCUGGAUCCAGAAACUAGAGCCAAACAUUCUAAUUUGCACGUAGAAUUACAUAGUCGUGCAUCUUCGUUGCUUGAUCAAGCUGCCUCUCGAGCACAACAAAUGGCAUUGGCAGCUACACGUUGGAUUCUUUUAGAGCAAGGUGUAAAAGAGGAAAAAGGGUGGCUUCAGGUAGCUCAUCAACGUGUUCCUGAUCUCCAAACGGUCACAUCUUCCGAUUAUGAUCAAUAUAUUUCUCUGUAUCAGUCUUUAUCUUCUGACGUUGCCACACAUCACGCCCGUAUCAUUCAACUAUUGGACGUUGCAAAUCGUCUAGAAGAAUUGGUGACUAUUGAAAAUUCUGAAGAUCGUUAUAACGGAGUCUUAGAUGUGAUCGUUAAACUUCAGGAUAGUAUAGAAUCCUCUUUAAGACGAUUGUUAUCAUUCCGAGAAAAUUGGAGUACUCAACAAACAUUAAUCAACCGUAUUGAGAAUUGGAUAAUAACAGCCGAGAAAGAACUAGUUCCUUUGAGUGAUACAUCAAGUGGAAACAUGCGUCGUUUUUGGGAAUUGAAAGCUCAAUAUGAAAUACACAACAACAUGCGCAACGAAGCAGAUAAGUGCUUUGACCAAGCCUUGAAGAUCAUUCCACUUUCGGACGAGAUGUUUCAAAGACAAUUUCACGGUGAAUUACAAUAUCGAUGGAAAGACGUGACGGAGAAAAUCAAUGAGAUUCAAUCGGAGAUUACGCGUAACAUUUCCUCCGAAGAUAUCUCUUCAAAGGACAGGUUGAAAAUAUUGGAAAGAGAAUUAAACGAAUUGAGAAUGUGUCUCGACGAUUUACACGGAGUAUUGAAGACGGAGGAAGAGCUUGAUCUUUACAUAGAAAGACUCACCGUUCUGUUCGACAGAGUUUCGUUGAUUCAAGAUAAACUAAGUCGCUUGGGUCUUUUAUCAGCGACAGAAAGUGAAACCGUUGGAAUUCUCUUAUCAUCAGCUCAUCGUAUAGAAAGUCAGAUAAGUGAGGAACUGGAUUCAGCUCAAUUACUUCGAGAAAAACUUCAAGCAUUAAAACGUGGCCUUGGACACGUUAGGAAAGCUCAUCAGAGGCAUUUCUUGACUUUGGAUCAAUGCGAAAAAAGCGAAAAGCAAGGAAGCAACGUUGUCUCAGCUGCUAUAGAUCGUUGCGAGUCGGUUUCGGACGAGCUAAUAGUUCUUUGGCACGAUCUUAUGGGUCUUCGGCAUUUGUUACAUAAGUUGCCAUCCGGUAUGAGAGUCAGUGUGUCACCUGUAAGCAUCGAACGCGAUAUCUCUGCUCUUCAGGAUGCCCACACUGAAUUAGAAUGUAGAUGUUCACGUUUACUAUCCACACUACGAAAUAGACUCGCAUUGUGGAAUCAUUUUGAAAAGCACUUGGAAAUGGUACAGCAAUCCGUUCAAGAAGCUGAUUACAUGAUGGAGCUCUUGACCGUUCAAGGUUCGGUGGAUUACGAUAGAUUACUUAAGGCUACCGAGCGACUCGAGGGAUUAAACGGUGAUUUCGGUGCACGCGAGGUGCUUAUUAGCGAGCUUCAUGCCGCUGCCGAACCUCUGCGGGAGAGUUGCGCUGCAGAGGUCCGUGAGAGGGUCGAAGCAGCGGUAAAUGAAGCUGUACGAGCUUGGGAGGACACGAAAGCCGAAUUGAAUGCCCUUUGUACAAAAUAUCAACACGCUUGCAACUUAUGGCAACAAUAUAGAGAUUCGAGCGCAGUAGUAAAAGCCUGGAUGGACACUCAAAUGGGUAGUGUAGCUAAUUUACCUCCGGAGGAGGCUAUCAAGCAAGUCAAGGUUUGCGAAGAAACCCUAGCAGAACACAAGGAAAGGCUGGCGGAAUUACGCGGUUUGGUAGCCCAGAUCGCAUCAGACGUCGGUUUAGACGCUGGCGGUCCGUUACACUGCGAGGUCGAAGCACUUGGUCGUCGACUCGAGGAUGUCCGUGAAACUUUGUCAACCCUCGCCGACACUGCCGACGUACGUGUCCUUAACCAAGAACUUACGCAUGUAGAUCUUUGUCAGACGAAGAAUUUCCUCGAUACAGUACAACAGAGUUUGACGACAGUCGGCCAAGAAGAAUCCAAUGAGCACUUAAAGCUACUCCGUAAUCAUCUGCUUGCGCUAACACGAACGGAGCCACAGCUCCAAUCUAUCAAAGAUAGAACUGUAACAAUGUCAACUCAAGAACCGUCAGUCGUCGAAAUCCUUCAGCAAUGGCAACGAGUAUUCAAAGAAACCUUCCAACAUUAUCACCGUCUUUCUAUCCGUUUGUUCAAAUCACAGGACGUAAUCGCGGUUCUGAAGUUGUGGCAAGAACAUUUAACUUAUGUGCAAGAGUUCUUAUCUAACCGCGUACCCGGUGAUUACAAUGGUUUGUCGGAGCAUAGAAAUCUUUGCGAGGUUUAUAGAAACCUUCUUACCGACCAACAAAAUCACCUAUUAACUGUUCAUGGAAAAGAAGGUAAAGAUCUCAACGUUACCGAACAGUUCAAUGCUCUAACAAAUCUUCACAAUGAAACAUUAGCAAAAAUCAUGGAAAGACACACCGCUGUACACGAUCGACUCUUAGCAUGGGACAAUUAUAGACGUGAUCAAAAUGAUCUCUUCGCCUGGUUAAAAGACAUUGAGAGAGAACGCAGUCGACUGCAAUUACGCUUCAUACACGUUCAUAGAUUGGAUAAGAUUCUCCAAAGAAUUCAAGCUCUGCUCGAAAAAGUUCCAUCGGGUGAAGUCCAAAUAGAGUCGCUUCAAAAACAACAAAUUCCUUUGCUUGUUGAUUGCGACGAGACUUUGGCCGUUUCAGUGCGCAUGGAACAUGCAGCAAACGUUGAACGUAUCGCCAAUUUACGUGCCGGUUUAGAGACUUGGAGAGAUUUCGUUGAGAGAGUACGAAAACUUCAUGAACAGCAUAUGGCACAGACUGACAGGAUCACGAACACACUACAAGAUAUCGGUCAGAUACUUAAUUCUGUCCUUCACUCGAUACCUGGUAAAUUAUCACAAACCAAAGAAAAUUUGCUUUUCCUUCAAGAAUUAAAAACUCGUCUAGUCGAUACUAGUAACGAAUUGGAAUCUUUAAAUGUACUUACUAAAAAGCUACGAGAAUGUCUUAGUCCUUCUGACAUGAAAUCAUUGAAUCAACACGUUGCACUUUUGUGGCAACAACAAGGAGACCUUGAUCAUCAGUUAGCUUUAGUCGAAUACAAGCUUGGCGAACGUUGUGGCCUACACAAUCGUUGGAUCGACAGACAAAGCAGAUUGUUGACUUGGAUUGAAGAUGCGGAAAUCAGAGUGAAAAAUUGGGAUAUGAUCCCUCUUGGUGAACCCGAAAAAGUACUAAAACGAUUCGAGUAUGAAUUACAGGCAGAAAUAGCUUUAAAACAGCGAGAAUUCGAGUGGGUGCAAAAAACUGGUCAAGAAUUAAUCGAUGCGACCGAUGAUACUGAGAAAGCUAAAGUGCAAAAUGGAUUGGACGAAGUGAACGAAAAAUGGUGUAGAUUACUUACGAGUGGAAAAGUUCGAGCAAAUAAAUUACACGAUUUAAUACAAUCAAUAAGCACUCUCGAAAAAAAAUUAAUAGAGCAAAGAAGUUGGAUGACCGGUAUCGAAGCGCAACUUUCUGAAAAUUUCAUCAUCGAAACUGUGAGCCAAAGCUGUAUUGAUAAGAAAUUAGAGGACCAUGAAUAUAUUCAAAAAGCAAUUCAAACGGAAGGUGCCAAAAUCGGAGAAGUAUUGAAUCUUUGUGAAAUAUUACUACACGAUUCCGACAUAUGGAAAACAUCUCUGAAUACCGACACGAUAAAGAACGGUAUGGAAGGUCUUCAACGACGAUGGAAAACCACGUGUGUUAGAUCGGCUGAACGUAAGCAAGAAAUCAUUUUGGCCUGGAAGUUACUUCGUGAGAUGAAUAAUAUUAGAACAGAACACGAAGGCUGGAUCACUCAAACAGAAAGUGCACUUACGAAUUUUGAGAAAGAAAUGAAUGAAAUUACUAAAAAGGAUACGAAGGAAAUGCUUGAAAGAUUGAAAGUGAUAAUGAAAGAUAUUGAAGCACAUGAACCAGCUUUGAAGAUUCUUGAACAAAAUUUUGGACGACUUGCAAAAGUCAGAUUGGAACCUGAAAAUUUAAGAUCGCUUACAGCUGAAAGUCGUAAAACUAUAGACCGAUGGCUUCAAUUUAGUAGUAGGACAAAUUCCAUAAUCGCAGCGAUAGAACGCGAACAAAUGGAUUAUCACGAAUUUAGUUUAGCUCAUGGUGCUGCGUUAGUUAGUCUGACACAAAUUGAUAUUCGAUUGACUCAACUGCAACAUUUGCUUACUCCUGAACAACGAACAUCACCACGUGGUAGGAUGCAACGGUUAUCUGAAAUCGAAAAAGAAUUGAACGCCCAAAACGUUCUACUGCAAAAAGCUGAUAAAUUAGCACUCGAAAUAAUGCAGGAGAGUCAUCCGGAUGAUGUGACUAGUAUACAAGAACUCGUGGACGAAUAUCAGUCUUUAUGGAAAGAAAUUAAAAUGCGAGUUACUACUUUAAGAACCGAAUUAGAAUCUCAGGAAAAAUCUGAAGUAGACGAAGCUAUUCAGGUUGAAACUUUGAAAUUUGAACAAGACACGGCUGUUCAAGUGAACACUUUGCCUAGAUUAAUUAGAAUGACAUCUUGCGACGCGUAUAUGUUGGAAUUGAAAACAGCUCUCACAGAGUGCCAUCAUUCUUUGGACGCAUUAGAAACAACUAUCGCACCAGAACCUGUAUCUGGACCGAGCCUGAAUACAACAACUAAAACUAUUGCAAAAUUGAUUGGAUGUUGUCAAUCAUCUAUAGAAUUAGUGCGUCAUCUCCAUACUUUACUCAUGGAAGAUACAAAAUUCAAUGUAGAAACAACAAUAAGCGAGGAAGUGCAAACUGUGAUAUCUCGAUACGAAGCUCUUCUUUUACUCGCUAGAACACGUGAACAACAAAUAAGGGAACUCAGGUCUCCCAUUACAGACGCUUAUUCAUUCCCAUGUAACCACGAUAGUGAUAGGCUAACAUGUCCUCUUUGCUCUCGACGUAACUGGACUCAGUUGGAUAAUGAUCUCUGGCGUCUAGAAAAAUGGUUAGAAUUUGCUGAAGGUACUCAAAGUGAACAAAACUCGCCACCAAGUAAUAUCGAGGACCUGGAAUAUAUUAUUCAAGAACAUAGAGAAUUUCUUCAGCACCUUGACAGUCACAAAAGCAUUGUCGUUAGUUUGAACAUUGUAGGUGUUCAUUUGGCUGAACAUACAGAAGACACUAGCCGCGCAACAGAAUUACGUAAUCGAUUAACUGAUGCAAAUACAAGAUGGGACAAAGUAUGUCUGUCAGCUGAAAAAUGGCAAGAACAAUUGCGGCGUGCACUUAUUUCGAAUCACCAAUUCCAUCGUAUCAUCGAAGAGUUGUUCAGUUGGCUCGAAAAGACAGAAAUUGUAAUUAGAACAAGUGAACCAAUCGAUCUCUCCGAAGCUACCGAUAUUCUGGAAACAAAAUAUAACAAAUUCAGGGAAUUACGAAGUGACCUUGAGCGCUGUGAACCGCGUGUUUUAUCUCUCCAAGAAUCUGCCAAUCAACUACUAAAUGAACAGGGAGGAGUGAGAGCUCGACUACAAGAACUUCGAUUAAAACUACAAUCGUUACGUCGACUGACAGGCAUCUACUCAUUGAAAUUAGGAGCAGCUUUAGGAUUGGAUCCACGUGAUAUUGGACUCGUUGCUACGUCCUCCUCAUUAGCCGCUCUUUCUCGCGAUCUACUCGAUGAAGCUGCCUCUGGGUCCUCUCAGCCACACACAACAGCUGCCACAGAUGGUGAUGAAAGACAUCAAAUAGUACCAAGACAAGGAUAUAGUUUUCUAGGAAGAGUUUUGCGUGUUUCUCUUCCAAUACAAGCAUUAAUGCUGUUGCUACUUGGUGUAACUUCAUUGAUACCAUCAACAGAAGAAGAUUACAAUUGCAUGCUCUCUAACAAUCUUGCUCGAAGUUUCACUCUAAUGGUCUAUCAUCCAAAUGGACCGCCGCCUUUGUAACAAAAACAGAAUGUCUUCACUUUAUUUAUGUCUAUUGGUAAAAACUACUGCAUUGAUAAAAAGCAUUGAAUAUAAGAUUUAACGACUGUAACACGCGAAAUGCUUAAAUAUAAAUGAAUAUACAACAUA
This is a messenger RNA of Vespa mandarinia (Asian giant hornet), 37280 nucleotides long. It is a transcript of the gene Msp300, whose product is annotated as Muscle-specific protein 300 kDa. The record is from RefSeq and is a predicted model, not a curated record. Lineage: Eukaryota; Metazoa; Arthropoda; Insecta; Hymenoptera; Vespidae. Gene Ontology annotation, cellular component: nuclear outer membrane; meiotic nuclear membrane microtubule tethering complex; cytoplasm. Gene Ontology annotation, biological process: nuclear migration. Gene Ontology annotation, molecular function: actin filament binding.